Molecule: messenger RNA, 1397 nt
Organism: Bursaphelenchus okinawaensis
Lineage: Eukaryota; Metazoa; Nematoda; Chromadorea; Rhabditida; Aphelenchoididae
Source: the annotation of a GenBank genome assembly
AUGGAUCGACUCAAGUUUCCUACGGAUGAAAAAGUACUCGAAACCAUACUGAUCAGUUCUCAUAGUAUUUUUGGACUCAUAUCCGUUGCUGUAAAUGCAUAUGCGUUGUAUAAAGCCUUGUUAGCUUCAAUUCACAUCCUUGGUGCAUACAAGUUGAUACUGAUCAAUCAAGCAAUCGUCAACCUUGUGUUAGCAGCGUGUGUAUUGUUUUUGCAACUUCGGUAAGGUUCUUCAUGUAAACCAAUAUUAGAAGCUUUAAUUCAGUCACAUUACGCUUUGAGGUAUCUUCCUUCACAGAGGAAAAGUAAAACUUUUUGUUAUGCAUGGCAUUGUAAAUCUUGGUUGUAAAACUUCUUUCAGGAUAUUCAUCACGCCUUUUGGAAGUGUGUACGCUGUGCUUGGCCUAGCUAGUUUUACUAACCACUUAAUUGCAUUUCUAGCCUAUUUAAUGUUUUCGUCGUUGUUUUUGGACUACUAUUUUUUGCUUGUAAUUGCCAUGUUCUACAACUGUCACUGGAUUCACAAAGGUCGCUAUACUACCAAGCAUAUAGUGUCUUUCUUGUUGUUGGCUGGUAUCUUAAGUUCUGUUGAUUUUGUAAGUUGAAAGUGGAAUAGAUGUAUUAUUAUUUAUUAUUGUAUUAGCGGUUUACAGAUGCAUUAAGCCUGGAAAAAAUAAGUUUUUAAAAAACCUAAAAAAGAAAAAUUUCUAUUCUAAAAUUUUAAUUGUUUUUUCAGAUUUUGUCAGCAUUUUUAUUCUAUGAAAACGAAUCGGAGUCUCGAGAGUUGUUUUGGGAGAAAAGCCAUGAAACCGUUCUCAAUCGGCAUAUGGUAUUCGCUGUACGAGUACAUGAAGACAUAUUUGAUAUUGUUGUAAAUUAUACAGAUGCUGUUGCUAUGGUCGUAUGCAUUGCUUUCCUGAUUUUCCUACGUUAUCGUAUACGGGUUUACGUUAGGAGAACAGACCAACGAUUAACUUAUAUUCAGAAGCACCUGGUAAACGUAAGUUUGUAUGACAGUAUAAAAUACACUUUUUUGAAACAUACUAUCAUAGUCAUGUUAUAACUUAAGAUAUUUAUUUUCUAGUAAAAAAUCAAAUAAAUAAUUUAAAAGUUAAAAAAUAUCGUUUUUAGCUAAUUGUCAUCCAAGCAGUAAUCAUAAUUGUGUUUAUUUUAUUGCCAAGUGUUUUUUACUUUUUAUUCUACGAACAACUCCGUAAAGCCAGUUGUGAUUGCCUUAUGUCCAUUACUACGGCCAUAUCUCUGUUCAUCCUCCCGUUGUUUACAAUACUUAUGUUGAAGACUGUGCGACAUGUCCAAAGACUUCAUGAUGAAGACAGCAACAGUGUGAGUGUUGUUCCAUCAACAAAUGAACCAGAAAGGCCUUCCACAUCUGCUUGA